Messenger RNA from Salvelinus sp. IW2-2015, 3471 nucleotides. Its product is annotated as refilin-B-like. Gene Ontology annotation, molecular function: filamin binding. Gene Ontology annotation, biological process: negative regulation of bone mineralization involved in bone maturation; skeletal system morphogenesis; actin filament bundle organization. Gene Ontology annotation, cellular component: actin filament bundle. Lineage: Eukaryota; Metazoa; Chordata; Actinopteri; Salmoniformes; Salmonidae. The record is from RefSeq and is a predicted model, not a curated record.
UCAAGGGGGAGGCCAGAACGAGAGUUCCCAUGUUUCGUUUUGUUGCCUUUCAUGUUUCCUCUCCAAUCAGCCGUGAGCGGGCGUUUUAAAAGGCGUUUCCUUUCCUGUAGUUCACUGCAAAAACAAUGAAACCCUUUGAAGGGAGAGAAAUUUUAAGACCGUUAUAGACAUUUGAAGACAGAUAGACAGGACAAUGCGCUGUGCCUUCUCCUGUGUUUUUUUUUACGUCAGUGCCUGUGACACGUAGCUUGAGUACACUAUUUCGUCAACUUCAAAGCCACAACGAUUUAUGUUGAAUCUCUUAUUUCGAAGGGCAAAACAGAAUUAAUUUUAGAAAUGUUCGUUGACUUAUUAAGGAUUUAAAUAGCAUGCUGUAAAAUAGUAAGAUAUUUUGUUUAGACGCGCGACAGUCGUAAACCGUAGCCUAUUGCCAAGCAAUAGAAGUUGAUGCAAGCAAAUUGCCGUCGGCAGAGUUGAUUGGUCAUUGGGAAGUUACCCGACGUGGAGGAUCGAUUGCAUUCAAGGAAGGACACCACUAUGAGUUGGAAAUUAAGUUUAACUACAGUUCUGCAAACUCGUCGCGCAGUAGGCAAAAAUUGUUUGGGAGCGGGUUGUUUAUCUUGUUUUUAAGGACUUUUUUGUAAAGCAAUGGUGGGCAGACUAAACUUGCUGAAUGUAUGUGACGACGACCCAUUGGACAUGAGCUGCAAAGCCGAGCGGGGACUUGACAGCCCGGACUCCGGACUACCCCCCAGCCCCAGUCCGAGCCAUUGGCUGCUGCCUGACUGCAGGGAUAAAGGUGCCAUAAGCCCGGUGUCUGAAGACGAGAGCAGAGGGUCAUCCUUGGUUCCCAUUUUAUCGAUUGGAUCUGUUCCUCGGCUGCACACCUUGUCCUACGGGGAGGGCAUAGUACUUGAUCCACUACUGACCAAGGAAAUACGAUACACAUCGUCUGUCCACUAUGACUCAGAGCGUCACUUUAUCCAUGACAUGGCCAUGCAGCCCAGAGGUCUGGGUCUGGAGAACUGCAGCCAGAUGGUCCUGGCUGUCCCUCACAGCACCUGGAGACACUACAAGACCCAGCUGGACUUCCAGCCUCGCCAACGGGCCCAGCGCUUCCAGAGCACCACCAUCGUCUACCCCAAGCACGCUCGCACCAUCUACACAACCGAGCUGAGCUACGACAGUCGCCGGCUUGCCAGGAGAUUCAUGUCGCGGGUGGAGCUGGAGGCUGCUGACCGGAGUAGGCUACCCCAGUAGGUUAGGGGAAGGCUGGGCACGGCAUGGGGGAGAAUUCCCUGGGCCCUGUGGGGCCCAACCAUCCACCAGGCUGACACCACCCAUGGACCCAGUUUACAGACAGUCAUCUAUUGGUUUAGAUUGGAAAGCAUUGUAGCCCACGUUUUGAGUACCAGUCUCAAGAAGAGGGAGGAAUCUGAUCUGGCGUAUCAAACAAAUAGCAGGGACAUCUGUGUGAGGCUGCCAUCUACCAAAGGGUUUAUCCAUUAGUGACUAGUAAAGAUAUUUCUCUGGUAUGUCAAAGUUGGAUUCAUUUUAAUGCAGAGUGUUGAACUGUGGACUGAGACCGAUGAUAGUGUAUACAAUCACCGUGGAGGAACUUGUAAACCAGAUUUGGAAGUGAAGGAUUGUUAGGGAAGUGUAGUCCGGACCAUCACUGUCAAAACAUUGUGUUUAUGCCUAACCAUUGCAGUGGGGCUCAAUGAACAAUGACCCUACAUUGUAAGAUUCUAAGGCAAUAGUGGAGUUUCCAUGUGGCUUUUGUAAGUAUUCACAUUUGUAGACACACAGGGAGUUGUCAAAUUACUGUCUAUGACUGGGCUUUAAAAUGUCUCUUCAAAUCACAGGGUAUUAUGGGGUAUUGGUUGCACAACAUUACUUACCACAAGCAGAAUAUCCUAGCCUGGAUAGUGUAACACCAAACCCCAUCUUAGUCUUGCCUAAACAAACACAUUGUCAUCUACUGUAAGUAUGGUCAUGGAGCAGAAAGCCAGUUUUUUGUGUGUUUUUUUUCAAAUUGUGUAAAAGGGUUGCAAAUUAGAGCAAGUUCUGUGUUGAACGUUGGGACAUUUUUUUCUCCCCCACAGAGAUCAUUGCAAAUUGAUGAAGUUGGUAUUAGUUGGUAAUGAGUAGCAAGAGAUUAUCCAAUGUGUCAUUAUUGUUCUGUUAUAACGUUUUAGCAUUUUCCUAAUAGUGAARUAUUGUUUUUACUAACAUCUUGUGAACUGUCCCUCAACUGUUCAUUAUCUUUGCCUAUCACCUUCUGGUUGCUUCCAUAGGUUUUGUUUUAUGUAUUUAUUUGAUGCUCAUCAACUCCUUUUGGUAGCCUAAUAGUAAUACACGGGUAUCUUCCCUCAAGGUCCUACAAGGAUGCUUAUCUAGAGAACUUGAACUGUCUUGACAUACCCAAAGUGCCUUAUUGAAGUCAAAUGUUAUUGCUUUUAAGCUCUGAUGUUUUAUAGCAGAUUUGAGAAGUUACAAUUAUUUUUUUAUGUACUCAAUGCGAUACAUCAAUUCAAAAUGUAGUCUUGUCAGUAUCAGGAUUUUGUUUUGGUUAUCAGUUAGGGAUGUUCCUAGAUGAGUAGAUCUACAACUUUAGUGCAAUUACACCAACUCUGAUUGAGACAGCUAUGCCAUCUGCAGGAUAGAGAAAGUGCUGCACAUAACCAGAAUUAUUAGUUUGAUAACAGCCCCACCUAGACGUGGUGGCGUGUAAUGACACCACUGCUCUCCAAGUGUCCCUUGAACAGCCCCAAGCAGUCCAUCACCCCAUGCUGUGAUGCCAGGUAGCGUUUCCUCCGGUUGGGCUUGGUGGGUACCAGCAUCUGGACAUGUCAACGGUGUUUCCUCCUUGUAUUUCAUUGCCUCUCGCUGGGAUUUAUUGGGGCAGAGGCUGGUCAGACUCCUGGCCUUGGUCUUUUUGCCGUUGUAACCCUUGAAUAUGGGUUUGGACUGUGUGGAGGAGUCUUUGAUGACCUGUUGCUGCUCAGUGUUGGUGUGUUCUGUUGCUGCUCAGUGUAGGUGUGUUAAUCUGCUGUGAGUGCAGGAUGGCAAAUUGGGUGAAGUUGUUUUGAUUUCACAGCACUAUCACUCAACACAUCUGUGUUUAAAAAAAAAAAAAAAAUUAAAAAUGAAGCUUUAAGCUAAUCAUUGUUUUAUUAAGAGUUGACAGGUAGCCUUGCGGUUAACUGCGUUGGACCAGUAACCGAAAGAUCGCUGGUUCGCAUCCCAGAGCCRACUAGGUGAAAAAUCUGCCGGUGCCUUUGAGCAAGGCACUUAACGCUAAUUGCUCCUGUAAGUCGCUCUGGGUAAGAGCGUCUGCUAAAUUACUGAAAUGUAAAAAUGUGCAGUACGUAUAAGUUGCUCCACAAUUGUCUUGGUUGCUAAAAUUAUAAGUUAACCUAAUUUCCGUUUGACAAAACAAUGCAUAGUGUUGAGAAUCAUUGUACCAUC